ACAGCAACACGUGUUCCUCAUCCUGCAGUGAAACAAAUCCGUACUAUCCUAAGGAUUGUCACCCAGCUGAGACUGCAGGUAAACAGAGAGACAUACAGUACUCCAACAGAGACGCACCCAAGAUGACAGUCCUGUGUCUGCUGAUCUUGAUCCCCUUGCUUGGUCUUGGAUCCCUCUGCACUGCAAAUGAAACACUCCCUCUCAGUAUGGCCUCCCAGAUCAACACUACAGUGGGCCAGUCAGUGCUGCUGCCCUGCUUCAUCUCCCCUCUGAAGGACACCCGGGUCUACUGGCAAACAGCUGAGGACAGUAAGGGAAACGUUUCGGUGCUCCACUUCAUCAAUAUGGGUGUGGGGGAGCUUCAACACCAGGCUCCUCAGUAUCAGAACCGGACCUCUGUGGACCUCAGUCAGGCGGCUGCUGGAAACCUGAGUCUGGAGCUGAGGAACGUGACCGAGGCGGACAACCAGACCACUUUCUGCUGCCUUUACUCUAUAGCGACGCAGGUACCGAUGGAAGUCAGCAAUGUCACUCUGAUGGUGUUGCAGGAGCCUGAUGUUGCCAGAACCAGAUCCGGCUGCUCGCGACCUCACCAGAGCCACGCCCGUCUCACCAUGGCUUCUGCCGACUCCCGUCGCCAUGGUGUCCGAGAACCUCCACUGCUGCACCCCUGCCAAAGCCAAAGCCCCAGUCUGGACCAGGUUCUAGGGCCCAAACCCAGUCUGGACCAGGUUCUAGGGCCCAACCCCAGUCUGGACCAGGUUCUAGGGCCCAAGCCCAGUCUGGACCAGGUUCUGGAUCCCCAGUCGGUGCCCAAACCACUCACGCAGGGCCCGACCCAUGCAAAGAUGAUACACAUGGAUGCUCCCCCGCAGUGGCUGUGUCUAAGUCUAAGUCUGUCGCCGUGA
Sardina pilchardus (European sardine) is the source of this 908-nucleotide messenger RNA. RefSeq lists its product as uncharacterized. Gene Ontology annotation, cellular component: external side of plasma membrane. NCBI's taxonomy places the organism in Eukaryota, Metazoa, Chordata, Actinopteri, Clupeiformes, Clupeidae. The record is from RefSeq and is a predicted model, not a curated record. Gene Ontology annotation, biological process: negative regulation of T cell proliferation; cell surface receptor signaling pathway; immune response. Bases 123 to 908 code for a protein of 261 amino acids. The transcript is spliced from 6 exons.